AUGUCAAGGAAGACCAAGAAGAGCGAGAAUGGGAAGGCAUUCGGUCAGAAGCGAGGCGGCAGUGGAAAGCGGCCGGUGUUCCGGGUUAAUAUUCGUAGCGAAGAGGAUUGUUUUGCAACGCUAGUUCUCCCGGCGCCUUACGUGCCCAUGCCCGUCUCGGGUCAAACUUCAAUCAUUAUUCACUUGACCACGCUACUAUUAGUAGCUACUACAACGGUGUAUUCGAAACCAGCUCCGGAACCGCCCGCAAGUUCGUACUUUCCACCGUCUAGUGGCGGCGGUGGCCUAAGCGGAUCCGGUAGUUACGGUCCUCCUUCGCUUCCGGAUCGCUAUGGACCACCACAACAACCGGCUGUCGUUCACAAACAUGUCUACGUCCACGUACCACCACCAGAGGCUCCUGAAUACAAACCACCAAAAUACAUUCCACCGGCCUCGCCGCCACAAAAGCACUACAAGAUCGUAUUCAUAAAGGCACCGACGCCACCAACACCAACAGCCCCAGCCCUGCCACCAUUACCUCCUCAAGACGAAGAGAAGACCCUGAUCUAUGUGUUGGUGAAGAAACCGGAAGAGGCGCCGGAAGUUGUGCUCCCGACCCAAGCGCCAACGCAGCCCAGCAAACCUGAAGUCUACUUUAUUAGAUACAAAACGCAGAAAGAACAACAGAAUGCAGAAUACGGACCACCCCCACAAUCGCCUCCUUCGGACAACUAUGGCGCCCCACCAUCGAGUCCUGGCGGUCCCUAUUAAAUAGUUUUACCAUGUGUAACCACGUUUCCUGUGAACAAAAUACUCAGAACUCACAACAUUUGAAUCUCAG
Messenger RNA from Dufourea novaeangliae, 823 nucleotides. RefSeq names its product leucine-rich repeat extensin-like protein 3. NCBI's taxonomy places the organism in Eukaryota, Metazoa, Arthropoda, Insecta, Hymenoptera, Halictidae. The record is from RefSeq and is a predicted model, not a curated record. Bases 1 to 753 code for a protein of 250 amino acids. The transcript has 4 exons.